AAAAUGAUGGUGGGGGAGAUUGUGGGAUUCCAAUAAAGAAGGAUUCUGGUGGUUGUGUGAGGUGGAGACAGAUGUGUUGCGAGAAAAGCGUUGAAGAAUAGGAAAAAUGGUAACUGAGGAACGCUUCCACGGCAUAAUUUCUCGGCUAAAAAAUGACACCCACAAUAUAAUUACAAACACUAGUCUUCUAUAUACCAUUCAAUUCAUUUCUCUCUCUUGAAUCCCUUAAUUUCUCCCCUUUUCUCCUUCCCCCAACCCAUUUUCAAUCAAUCCCUUAAUUUCUUGGAAUUUUAGGGUUAGGGUUCCUCCUUGUUUGUUUGUUUGUCUGUCAUGUGUGUGUCUGAUUCUUGAUUUUUAUAUAACAAAUGUGUGACUGGAGAGGAAGCCCAUAAAAUUCCAUUUUUUUCUUUGUUUAUAGAAUCAGGUCUUCUGGAGAAGAUCUGAGAGAGGGAUAACAAAAUGAGCGCCUCCAGGUUCAUCAAAUGUGUCACCGUCGGUGAUGGUGCCGUUGGCAAGACUUGUCUCUUGAUUUCCUACACCAGCAAUACCUUCCCCACGGAUUAUGUGCCAACUGUGUUUGACAAUUUCAGUGCAAAUGUGGUUGUCAAUGGGGCUACUGUCAACCUAGGGUUGUGGGAUACUGCUGGACAGGAGGAUUACAAUAGGUUAAGACCUCUGAGUUAUCGUGGAGCUGAUGUUUUCAUUUUGGCAUUCUCUCUCAUCAGUAAAGCCAGUUAUGAAAAUGUUUCCAAGAAGUGGAUUCCUGAGUUGAAGCAUUACGCCCCUGGUGUCCCUAUAGUGCUCGUUGGAACAAAACUUGAUCUUCGAGAUGAUAAGCAAUUCUUCAUAGACCAUCCAGGUGCCGUGCCAAUUACUACUGCUCAGGGUGAGGAGCUGAGGAAAACAAUUGGUGCACCUUCCUACAUUGAAUGUAGUUCAAAAACACAGGAGAAUGUAAAAGGGGUCUUUGAUGCUGCCAUUAAAGUUGUGCUCCAGCCACCCAAGGCGAAGAAAAAGAAAGGGAAGUCUCAAAGGGCCUGCUCAAUUUUGUGAUCAACAGUAGGUCCAGGGUUAUUCCUGGUCACAGUUUUCACGUUGUAAUCUGUUUCCCCACAUCUGUUUCUGUUUUCCUUUUCUCAGAGGAAGUAGGAGGUCCUUGUAUGUCUCACUUGAAGCUACUAGUGAUCUCUUGAAGUGUCAGGUGGCUCGAUUUAUUGUAUUGCUGUGGUCUCUGAUUACUACUGAGUUUCACAACACGCUCUAGGCCACUCUAUUUUGUCCUCGCUGUUUUGAUAUGUUUUAUGUAUUACCGACUGAAAGAUCAAUUUAGGAAAACAAAUUUUCUCAGCAAUGUUGUUUAGUAUUUCUUUUUUGAUUUUAUAACUUUGGAAUGUUUAACACACUUCAUAGUUGUAGCUGUUCAAUCUUUUUCCCAAAGAUCAAUCAAGAAUCUGCUUUGCAUUUUCA
Solanum dulcamara is the source of this 1467-nucleotide messenger RNA. Its product is annotated as rac-like GTP-binding protein ARAC1. Gene Ontology annotation, molecular function: protein kinase binding; GTP binding; GTPase activity. Lineage: Eukaryota; Viridiplantae; Streptophyta; Magnoliopsida; Solanales; Solanaceae. Bases 460 to 1053 code for a protein of 197 amino acids. Gene Ontology annotation, cellular component: plasma membrane; cell cortex; cytoskeleton. The record is from RefSeq and is a predicted model, not a curated record. The transcript is spliced from 7 exons. Gene Ontology annotation, biological process: cortical cytoskeleton organization; regulation of actin cytoskeleton organization; establishment or maintenance of cell polarity.